Vigna angularis (adzuki bean) is the source of this 1109-nucleotide messenger RNA. RefSeq names its product tetraspanin-6. Lineage: Eukaryota; Viridiplantae; Streptophyta; Magnoliopsida; Fabales; Fabaceae. Gene Ontology annotation, biological process: auxin-activated signaling pathway. The transcript is spliced from 3 exons. Gene Ontology annotation, cellular component: plasmodesma; plasma membrane. The coding region runs from base 100 to 951 and encodes 283 amino acids. The record is from RefSeq and is a predicted model, not a curated record.
AAUGACACAAUAGGGGAAGAGUGAGAGAGAGAGAGAGAGAGAGAGAGAGAGAGAGAGAGAGAGAGAGAGGUGUUAAGAAAGCAAGAGGGUGUGUACGAGAUGCAACGGUUCAGCAACACAGUGAUCGGAUUCUUGAACUUUUUCAGCCUCUUGGCAUCAAUACCCAUAAUCGGGGCAGGUCUAUGGAUGGCAAGGAGCAGCACAAGUUGUGAAAAUUUUUUCCAAACCCCACUGUUGGUGGUAGGGUUUGUGGUGCUCGUGAUUUCCCUAGCUGGUUUCAUAGGGGCAUGCUUCCAUGUGGCAUGGGCAUUGUGGCUGUACUUGGUCAUCAUGCUCUUCCUCAUUGCUUCCCUCUUUGCUUUGACCAUAUUUGGGUUUGUUGUGACUGACCAGGGUGGGGGAGUGGAAGUUCCUGGUAGGGCUUACAAGGAAUACCAUCUUCAACGUUAUUCACCAUGGUUCACCAAUAGGAUCAAGGAUACUCGCUACUGGACCACCAUUAGAAGCUGUAUUAUUUCCUCCAACACAUGUUCCAAGCUUUCCGUUUGGACCCCUCUUGAUUACAUGCAGAGGGAUAUGUCCCCAAUUCAGUCCGGGUGUUGCAAGCCACCAACAGCGUGCAGUUACAACGAGGAAAGUGUUACAAUAACGCAAGAUCCGGAUUGCUACCGUUGGAACAACGCCGCCACUCUGCUUUGCUACGAUUGCGAGUCUUGCAUGGCCGGUGUGCUGGAAAACAUGAGAAGGGACUGGCACAACAUCUCUGUUCUUAACGUUGUCGUUCUUGUGUUUCUCAUAGGUAUUUAUUCCAUUGCUUGUUGUGCUUUCAGAAACGCCAGAAGAGCUCAAACUGAUUAUCCACAUGGUCACAACCGCAUGACCAAAGUUAAACCCAGAUGGGAUUACUAUUGUUGGAGAUGGUGGUAUAACAAGAAGGAGGAGCUUUUUUGAAUUUAUACCCACAACGGACCUAUGCUUUUACAUUAUCCUCUACGCUUUUACAUUAUCCUUUACGCUAGAUUGAAAACACCGUAUCGAUUAGAGAUAAAGUCAAUUUAUAAUAUAUAAAUAAAUACAAACUUUACUUUAUAAAUCGACUUAACUACAAA